CUAUCCCCUUUCAUCCUCUUAGCCCUCUACACCAUAGCCCAACACCUCCUCAACCGGCCCAAUAACCUCCCCCCAAGCCCAGGCCCAGCCCUCCCCUUCGUGGGCCACGCCUAUUUGCUCCGGCGGCCCUUCCACCGGAGCCUCUCCAAACUUGCUAGGCGCUACGGCCCGGCCCUCUUCCUCCGCCUUGGAGCCCGGCCCGUUCUCCUCAUCUCUUCCCCCUCUCUAGCCGAAGAAUGCCUAACCAAGAAAAACGACGUGAUUUUCGCCAAUCGGCCGGAUUUCCUAAACGGGAAGUAUUUCGGGUACAACUACACGAGCCUCUCUUGGUCGUCCUACGGCGAGCAUUGGAGGAACUUGAGGAGGAUCUCUUCACUCGAGCUACUUUCUUCGCAUAGGGUUAAUGGGCUGGCCCAUAUUCGGGCCCACGAGACUCUAAGCCUCGUCCGGAAGCUCUUCCACAUCACUAUGAACGAGCCCGGACGAGUCUUGGAGGUCAAGUCGACCCUUUUCGAGUUCAUGUUCAAUGUCAUGACUAGGAUGAUCACGGGCAAAAGGUACUAUGGGAAGGACGUGGAGAACUCGAAAGAGGCGAAGUUGUUUGAGGAGAUAGCUAGGGACACGUCUAGAAUGGCUUUCGAGACUAAUUUGGUCGAUUUUUUGCCGUUUAUGAAGUGGUUCGGGUUCAAAGAUGUGGUGAGCAAGAUGAUUACCAUACAAGAAAAGAGGGACCGAUUCAUGCAGAAAGUUAUAGACGACAACCGGAAAAUAUCGCCGGAAAAUGAUUGUUCGCAGGAUGUCGGGAGGAAGAAAACGGUGGUCGAGGUUUUGCUCGACUUACAAACAUCUGAACCUGCAUACUACACAGAUGAAACCAUCAAAAGUCUCCUCUUGGUCUUACUCCAAGGAGGAUCAUCAACAUCAACCAUCGCCCUCGAAUGGGCCUUCACCCUUCUGCUCGAAAACCCAGAAACCCUCAUAAAGGCCCAAUCCGAAAUCGACGCCCACGUGGGCCACGGCCGCCUCAUCUCCGAAUCCGACGUGGCGGCGCUGCCGUACCUCCGCCACGUCGUCCUCGAAACGCUCCGCCUCCACCCGCCGGUGUCGAUGCUGAUGCCCCACCGCUCCUCAGCCGAGUGCGCCGUCGGCAGGCACAGGGUUCCGGCGGGGACCAUCCUGUUGGUCAACAUAUGGGAGAUCCACCACAGCCCAAAUGUGUGGGCCGACCCGGAGAGGUUCAGGCCCGAGAGGUUCGAGCCGUUAGACGGGAAGAAAGAGUUAGGCUUCAAGUUUUUCCCGUUUGGGUCGGGGAGGCGGGCCUGCCCAGGUGAGAAUUUGGGCCUUUUAACACUUGGGCUGGGGCUGGGCUCGUUGAUCCAGUGCUUCAAUUGGGAAAAGGUUGGGGAGAUUGAUAUGAGUGAAGGGGCAGGGACCACGACGCCCAAGGUCCAACCUUUGAUGGCUAAGUGUAGCCCACGUCCGUUUAUAACUAAUUUUCUGUCUUGAUUUUGAUUUUUUUUUCAUAUUAUAUUGUUGUGAGGUAAAAAUGGAAUAUUUUGGUGACAAUUUUUUUUUUAAAUAUUAUAAUAUUAAUUUAAUAGCCAAUGGGAGGGUUGUAACAUAAACAAAAAAAAUUCGGUUUGAUUCGGGAUUCGAAUUCAGUGUUCGUGAAAUUCAAAUUCGAAUUUGAAUAAGAAUAAGUAGUAUUUUGUGGUCGAGAUUAUCAAAAUCUGAUUAUACACAUACUUGAUUUGAAAUUCAAAUAUUCGAUCGGUUAAUAAUAAUUAUAUAAAAUAUAAAUCUAUAUAUGUAAUAUAUAUAUGUUUACAGAUAAGGCGUUCGUGGUUGGCCGCAAUUUUUGGGUCUGGAGUUCGGUUUGCAGCUCUGUUGGGAUUCGGUGUUGUGGGGUGUGGCUCGUGCGUCCGUUUGGGUAGUCGUGCGGUUAGCCUGCUAGGUGUAGGGAGGUCUUAUUUUAUUUAUUUAUUAGGUGUGUGUUGGUUUUGUUUUUCUUU
Messenger RNA from Striga asiatica, 2012 nucleotides. The record is from the annotation of a GenBank genome assembly. NCBI's taxonomy places the organism in Eukaryota, Viridiplantae, Streptophyta, Magnoliopsida, Lamiales, Orobanchaceae.